AUGAUUAGCGUUAGAAGCUGUCUAAGGCUUCUUCGAGGGCCCAGAAUUGUAAAUAGGCGGUACAAGUUCUCUACAAUUUCAGAAAACAGUUCAAGUGAUGACAUCAUAGAAAAAGUUUCACCCGAAAGAUAUGAUCCGUAUGCUAACCUUCCAGAGUCAAGCUACUCGUUCGACUCUUCCAUUUCUCCAAAAGCAUAUCCCAAGCAGUAUAAGGAUAUGAAGUACUGGGUCGAAGGAAGUGACGAUUUUGGUCUAGAUAAAGUGAAAGUGAAUAUGAAAGACUACUUUUCAGGCGAUCUACAUCAGAGUCACAAGAUCUUUGUUGGCCAGCACCAGAACUAUAAGCAAGGACAAAAAGUCGAGCAGAGAACUUUUUUGGACCUUCGACUUGUGCGUUUGAAGUCUGGUGAUGGAGGCAAUGGGUGCGUGUCAUUCUUCAGAGACGCCAAUAGACCCGUGGGACCUCCAGAUGGAGGAGAUGGAGGAAAUGGUGGAAACAUUUAUGUGCAUGUGGUGAAAAACAUGGGGCUGUUGCAUGGAAUACAAUGGAGUUAUCAGGCUAAAGGCGGAAAAGCAGGCUCCUCAAGACAAUUGGAUGGGAAAAGAGGCGAGGACGUGAUUAUAGAGGUCCCGGUUGGCACGACAAUGAGGUGGAUCCCAGAUCCUUUGGCAGUGAAGAAGCAGCUCAAGGAAGUCGGUGAUAUUCUGAAAGUGACGAUGUCAGUGAGAUUUACUCCAGACAGGGAUAUUCAGCUCUACAAGAACGAUUACUCUCCUGGCGAAGGCUGGACAUUCAAGGAAAAGGAUGAAGACUACCACCAGGAAAGAGAGUACUUCAAUGAGCUUAAUGAGCAAGUGAAGGAUUACGAUAGAGAGAUUAUGGCCGAAGAACUCACGUACGAUCGGUUCCCCUUUAUGGGACUAGAUUUCGAUAAGCCCACAGACAAGCCGGUGCUCAUCAUGAAGGGCGGCAAAGGUGGUAUGGGCAACAUGCACUUCCUCACCAAAGAUGUGAGGAACCCCAGAUUCAGCAAGAGGGGUCGUAAGGGACUCUGUGAGUUUUUCAUGUUAGAGCUCAAGCUUUUGGCAGACUUGGGUCUUGUGGGAUUGCCCAAUGCCGGUAAGCUGACUCUUCUAAGGGCCAUUUCCAAGGCUCGUCCACGCGUUGGCCAUUGGGAGUUCACCACUCUUCAACCAACGAUUGGAACAAUAUUCACGAGAAUCGACCAAGAUCCUUUUACUGUCGCAGACAUUCCAGGUAUCAUAAAAGGCGCCUCUGAGAACAAAGGAAUGGGGAUGGAUUUCUUGAGGCAUAUCGAGCGCAGUGGCGGUAUUGUGUUUGUUGUUUCUUUGGAGUCCAAAAAUCCAUCGAUGGACUUGCAAGUAUUAAUUGAUGAAGUUGGCGAGAAGCGAAUGAAGGGUAAGAGAGUGAUGGUUAUAGCAACCAAAGCAGACUUGACAAAAAAUGGUGACAGCUACAGGGAACUAGUGAAGUUCAUAAAGGAGAAAGACGGUUCUUGGCUCUACAUUCCAGUCUGUGCACCAAAAGGUGAAAACAUCGAGAGCGCAAUUGCAAUGAUGGGGCUGCUUGCCAGGGGUAAGCAGAGCGACUAA
Molecule: messenger RNA, 1614 nt
Organism: Candidozyma auris
Lineage: Eukaryota; Fungi; Ascomycota; Pichiomycetes; Serinales; Metschnikowiaceae
Gene: MTG2
Product: putative GTPase
Exons: 1
Coding region: 1-1614 (537 amino acids)
Cellular component (GO): mitochondrion
Molecular function (GO): GTP binding; GTPase activity
Source: RefSeq, a predicted model, not a curated record